GGCAAAGGAGCCUUUCCGAGAAAUAUUGUUUAAAUAGAGGCCUUCCAGACCGGGGAAGAAGGCUGACGAAACAUUUUACUGUAAUGUUACGACUUAUUCUAAUAUAUUUUCUUUUAUCUAUUUUGCCGUAAUAUAACGAUUUAUAAAAACCUAAAAUACACAUUAGUUAAAUUAACUUAUAAUAAAUACUAAUAAUAAACUUUUUAAGUAAAAAUCCCGAACGUAAUGACGUACUCGGUUAGUGUGUCGCAGGAAGUGACGCCAUGGCCGUCAGUCUGUUGAUGUUUUUAGUGUCUGCAGGAAGAAGAAGAAGAAGAAAAACAACCAUAGACGGGGACCUCGCUUGUUUUUGUUCGUUUAACGGUGAAAACGUCGCGCCACUCCCGCCUCCUCUUCUUGCUGCGGCUCCGGCACCGUCUUAAAUCUGUGUGUGACGGUCGUGCACCGGGCCGGAGCCCCACACUGCGACAUUUUUUGUCCAGAAAGGGAGGAAUCGUCUCCCGCUGACCCCCUCCCUCUCUACCUCCCUCACGCUCCACCAUGACGAUCCUCCCGAAAAAGAAGCCCAGCUCCGGGGUCGGAGUGUCGGACCACGCCGAUGACAGCGACCGUCGGAGCGUUUCUGAUCCACACCAGCACCCGCACCCACACGCUGGGAGGACCGGAGCCCGGCCAAGGGCUUCGCCUCCGCCGUGGUCCUACCAGCCCGCUCCGCCCUCCGCCAGGGACGACAGGCGGAGCAUUGAGGCCAGCUCCCGGCCGCAGCAGGCCUCUCCACCGCCAGUCGGCUCCGUGUCCCCUGUGGGGUCCGGGGACGGGCGGGAUAACAGCGGCAACAUAGUGGCUGGGGUGGCUGGGGGCCGCGGGGAGCUGGUCGUAUCUGCCGGUGUGGUCGGAUGUGGCGGAGGUCUGAGCGGCUGCUGCUCUGGGCCAGGACUAAGUAAGAGGCGGCGGCAGGCGGGCACCUGUUCCGGGGCUGUCGUAGCGGCUCUGGCCGGCGGAGGUCAGCCCGGGGUUACCGGGCCUGGAGGAGUGGGCUCAAGCCAAGACACAGAGGAGGGAGCCGGCAACAACAGCGAGGACGAGUACGAGAACGCCGCCCGGCUGCAGUCUGUUGACCCGGCAACAGUGGAGCAGCAGGAGCACUGGUUUGAAAAAGCUCUGGGGGAAAAAAAAGGCUUUGUGAUCAAGAAAAUGAAGGAGGAUGGAGCGUGUCUGUUCAGAGCUGUGGGUAAGUGGCUGAAUUUGCACACUUCUACUACCACAAACAAAUGCACUAACUCACUCACUAAAAAACACUCACGCACAUUUAAUUGAAGGAAGAUAAUCUUUGGAAUUCAUUUUAUAGAUUCUCAGUGGGAAGGAUAACCAGACUUUGUCCUAAAUGGUGUACCGGAACCUGUAAAUGUGCUCGUUUUUAUCGCUUGACAUGUCACUAAGAGUACUUGUACAUAGGAAACAUUGCCAGGAUUUUGGAUUUAAAUAAAGUCUGAAAAAAGGUCAUCAGAGAGGUCAUACAAAUCUUGCCUUUAUUUUGAAAGCCAUAGCUACGGUAUGUGCAAAAGGAGGAGACAAACAGUAGUGCAUCAAGCGUUUUUUUUUGUUUUUUUUUUUCUCAGAAUAGCAAAGAUGUGGAAUGGCGUACCAGUAUAGCACACGUGCCAAACUCAGGCCCAGAGGCCAAAUUUGGGAGUAGGCCUGCCAGUAUAUAGCGACUAUAUACUGGCAGUUAUGUGCUAUGUCAUAGCACGUACAUUUUGUUUGUUGUUGGCCUGUGAAAGAAAGAUUUACAUUAAAAAGGAGCUCUACUCUACUACAGAUAAAGAGACAUAAUAAGAAACAAAAUACCACUGAUGUGUGUCUUAUUUUAAAUUUAUUAUAAUAUUAAGCCUUGGUUGUUCCGGAAAAAUUCUGCAUUACGUCAUCUACGUCAAUCUUUCAAUAAAUAUUACGUUUGGCCCGCGACAUUGUCCCAGUUUUUAAUUUUGGCCCACUGUGAAUUUGAAUUUGACACACCUCCUUUAUUGGCAUAGUACAUUCUGAAUUAUAGCAGUAAAAACUAUUCAUGCAAAAUGUAGACAGACGUGUGAAUCCUCUGGCCUAUCAUUAGCAUUUGCACGCUCAAUAAUUAACCAGACAAUCAACAUAAUCGGACCGAUGCGGAACAAUAUAUAAGACGACCGUAAAACAUCAUCGCUCACUUACUGGUUUAGGAAUGCACUGGGGCCGUCAAUCCUCCUCUCAAAUCAGGUUUGAAUUUACAAUGCUUUUUCUGUUAAAUACUCCAGUUACAUUCGAAUUUUUAAAUUGCUUUUUUUUACCUUUUAACUCAAUAUAAACGUCAUGAAGAUAAAUUGAAACAUUAUAAGGCUAGAUAAACGUAUGUUUUUUCUCUGCUCUAAUAAUAUUUCGAUAACAUAUAUAUUUAUGUUGGCAUCCCAGUGAGCAGCCGACAGGGCUUGAGAUGAGGUAGGAAGCAAAAAAAUGAACUUAUUCUCGCUUGCAUUAACUGGGGCUCUUCAGCCUCUGCUAACAGUUCUGUGUACACCUGGUGAUGCUUUGAAAGUUGCAUAGUGACGCCUUGUAAAACCUGCAAAGGACGGGUUCUUUUAAUGUUAUUUUCCUGUUUUUUUUUUUUUUUUGGGUUUUUUUUUUUGACGUAAAUCACACAACGCUGUUUAGAUUUUUUCGAGUUCAUACGUCAGUUUACACAUUUGAAUGUUCUCUUUUUUUUUUUUUUAAAUAAUAAUGUAAUAGUAGUGAAGUUCGUUCUGUCGCUCUGACCUAGAAUGCACUCCCUAAUAGUAAUAAUAAAUAAAUAAAUAAAUAAAAGAGACGGCAACUCACAGAUGUGAAGAACUCCAGGA
Cynoglossus semilaevis (tongue sole) is the source of this 2867-nucleotide messenger RNA. RefSeq names its product OTU deubiquitinase 5a (gene otud5a). The transcript is spliced from 4 exons. Lineage: Eukaryota; Metazoa; Chordata; Actinopteri; Pleuronectiformes; Cynoglossidae. The record is from RefSeq and is a predicted model, not a curated record. Bases 541 to 1317 code for a protein of 258 amino acids.